This is a messenger RNA of Daldinia decipiens, 1017 nucleotides long. Its product is annotated as NAD(P)-binding protein. The record is from RefSeq and is a predicted model, not a curated record. The transcript is spliced from 3 exons. Lineage: Eukaryota; Fungi; Ascomycota; Sordariomycetes; Xylariales; Hypoxylaceae. The coding region runs from base 1 to 1017 and encodes 338 amino acids.
AUGGCACGUCUCGCUCCUUACAUUGAACAACAUAAGGAUUACCAGGGUCCAGGAGAUGCCCGCCCGACAGCUAUUCAGGUUGUAGAAGAUCAGGGUCUUGUCUCGAGCCCCUCAUGGACUGGUAGAGUUGUUCUUAUCACAGGCUGUUCGCCUGGCGGACUUGGACUCGAGACGGCAAAGGCCAUUCACCUAACGGGAGCUGACGUCUAUGCAACUGUUCGAGAUGUGACCAAGGGCAAGCAGAUUGCUGAAGAGAUUUUGGCCGAUGGCAAGCCUGGAAAGGUUGACAUCAUUGAAAUGGACUUGGCUUCAUUGAAAAGUAUUCGAGCCGGAGCAGAAGAAUUUCUUCGCAAGAGUGGCAAUAAACUCAAUGUUCUGAUUAACAAUGCUGGAAUCAUGGCAUGUCCCAAGGGCAAGACCGAAGAUGGAUUCGAGUUGCAGUUUGGCACAAACCACCUAGGCCAUUUCUAUCUCUUCCACCUAGUUAAGGACGCUCUCCUGGCCUCCGCAAGCCCUUCGUUCAACUCUCGCGUCAUAUCGGUAUCUUCCGCCGCCCACCGCCUUGGUGAAAUCAACAUCGACGACCUUAACUUCGAAAAGAUCGAGUAUACUCCGGUUAAGGCUUAUGGUCAAUCCAAGCUUGCCAAUGUCUACUUCGCGAAUGAAUUAGACCGGAGAUACAAGUCCCAAAACCUGCGGGCUUUGAGUUUGCACCCGGGGGGUAUUCUCACGAAUCUGGCGAGAUAUAUGCCUACCACCCAAGAGAUUCUCGAUGAUCCAGGCAUCUCAAAGAUGCUGAAGAAUCCCGCCCAAGGAGCGGCGACCACUGUUUGGGCUGCUAUAGCGAAGGAAUUGGAGGGCAAAGGGGGGAUUUACCUUGACGAUGUUGCCGAAGCUGAGGAGACUCCACCAGGAGCGCCUUAUUACGCGAGCGGCUACAAUGUGUGGGCUUUCAAUCCCGCUGCUGAGGAGAAACUUUGGGCUGUCAGCUUGAAGUUAACAGGUUUAAGCGAGUAA